This is a messenger RNA of Hydatigera taeniaeformis, 6039 nucleotides long. Lineage: Eukaryota; Metazoa; Platyhelminthes; Cestoda; Cyclophyllidea; Taeniidae. The record is from the annotation of a GenBank genome assembly.
AUGAAAGAAGUCUUGAAGUUUCAAAGAUUUUUAAUUCUAAUGCUAUUUUCAAUACCUUCAUGUCUUUCAACUCCGGGUUUAUUUAACUUCAGUCAGGAAAAUGCAUUUAUUGAAAUUGACACACAACCCUUUUCAUGCUCCCGAGAUAUUCAAAAACUUUUCUCUAUAUCGUUUGACAUCCAUCUGCGCACCAACUCUUCAAUACUUUUUACGGGAAUAAGUGCAAGUUUGGCACCAGAAACUACAUCAGAAGAUGCUCUCAAAAAUUUAGACGCUCCUGGACUUCAUGGUGCCCCCCUUGCUCUAUUUAUCUACACCGAGCGGCCCUACUUCAGACUCAUGGUGAUGCGACUAACAGAUUACCAGGUGCGGUUCUACCUCCACCAUGCUUUUGGUUAUUUCGAUAGAAGCUGGAGAGAUUGGCAUAGAGUGGAAGUUAUUUUCACCCGAGCUGGAUCCACACGAACAGAAAUUCGGUUCAAAGUUGACCAAAAGACCAACAGGGGUAUGCUGCACACAGGCGAUAUACUCUGGCCCGAUUGGGCGGAACUCAAAUCAAAGGCAGCCUCUGAAAAGACUACCAAAAGAAAAUUUUAUUCUAAUGAGGCUUUUCUUGGUUUUCCCCCAACUGGCACAAUGGCACGCUUUGCUACUGACACACUCAUAAAAUACCACGACGAUAUCCGAUCUGUCUUUGUCGGCGCCAGUGAAACAAAUGGAUAUGAGGGAAGCCAUGUGCCAAAAUUUGGACCCUUCAGAGGCGCAAUGAAGUCGUUUCUCAUCGCAAGCGAGUGCGCCUGUGGAAUGAUAAGUGCUUUCGGUCCAAGAAUUGUGCAGAUCGGAUCUGGCAUUGAAUUUCAGAGCGUUUGCGAUGUAAGUGCGGUGCCUCCUCUUGGCGCAAAUAUCUCCGGCCUUUGUCGCAGCAACGUUAGCGGACUUCCUUGUGGAUGCGUUGGAAGUGGAAAUUGGCUCAAAUGCUAUUGUCCUCUCGAACGUCACUGUAGUGCGCUAAAACCCAUCGACUUCAAAUCUACACGUGUUGGAUUGCUUUUGAAUGGUUCAACAGUGCCGGAUUUGAGCAAAGAAGCUGACACCUUGGUGCUUUAUGAGCAAAGACGACCAUUGAAAUUUCUAGCUGAAGGUCCUCAUACCUAUAAUCAAAUGGAUUCAUGCUUUUCCAACAUAUUUCUCUGCAAAAAAGAUAUCUAUUACAAAUUUUGGAUGCGUGUUGACCCAACCGCUUUGAUGAACGGAUCAACCAUGGUAAUAAAGCAUGCAUCACAUCUUAAAUCGCCAUGGCACAUGCAAGUCUCUUACAAAGGCCUUCCCAAAAGGAUCGCAGAUCCGGAGCAUAUUAUGAAAAUCGCGGUUGAGAUACAAGCUCCACCACACUUUACUUGGAACAUUGAUGGUUGUAGCAACAAGGUUCGUGUUGUGCUUGGUCAAUGGCAUCAAAUCACAAUACGUUGGGACAGGAAAAAUCUCACCCUUUUUGUCGAUGAAAACCUAUGCUGCAUUGCUAGUCAAAGAACUCAGGUUAUCAUCCCAAAAGCGGACCAACGAUUUGGCUCUCGUCGCACUCCCUUCCUCUUUAUUGGCAAUCAUAGGGUUCAAGAUCUUAUUUUCAACGAUGUGGGCCUUCUGCCUUCUUUCUUUCGCUUGACUAAACUAGCGAACAAUCAUGGAGAGUUAUCAGUAAACGCCAUUGUAAAUCGGGGCGAUUUCUACUCAGUAUUUCGGCUGGACAGAUUGAAACCGUUUUCGUCCGUACAACUACCUGGCGUAAAUGUCACCGUGGUUGGUGUAGAUGAAAGGCUUGCGGUGCUCUCCAGACGACAGGACUGCAAUGUCUUUCGGUUGCCAGUGGGUUGCGUCACCAGCGACUCAUGCAGUGUGGAGGUGGAGCGUCGGGAUUCUAACAUCAUUGUGCACAGUUGGAACGUUCAGCUGAACACUGAGACUGACUCAGAGCUCUGUAAUAUAGCACGACAGCAAAUUAGCCACGAUGGUCUGGUGCCAAAUUCCCAGAUGCUUCUGUUUAAUCGGAGACGCAGUGAGUUACUCAGACGACGUCUCAUCCAAACAACACAUUUCCCAAAUCUACGCUGCAAUUUCGACCAUCUGCAGCCCAGUUCUAGAAGUAUGCCUCUGGAUCUUACGGGCUUGUGCGAGAUGACAGAGGCAUUUCCAAACUACCGUGUUCAGUCUAAAGGCGACUUUACAAAAUCGCCUGUAGAUGGGACCUUGGAGAUUUCAAUGAACCAACUAGUACUUCAUCCCCUUUCCACCAAUCUGGAAUCUUACUGCCUUCAGGAUCUUGAGAUUUGCCAGUUCGGUCUGACUAUGUCCUUCUGGAUGCUCCCCUUGACUGCCACCAGGGCCCCCAAAGUCUGGACUAUUGUACGACAGAAUGGACUCUCAGGAAGUCAAAUUUCCGUGGAUCUCGUGCAAACAGACAACCAGUAUAACCUGGAAGCGAAGGUCAAGAGUAUGCAAACAAUUUCCUCAGGAAAGGCGACAUCAAAAAUAUGGACAACGAAAGCAACCUCCACUUAUGACAGUGUUUAUCAUCAAAAAAGGGCCAAAAUCAGCACAGCAGAUGGUUUAUGGACGCUUGUAAUCGUCUCUUGGUCGCACGUUGCGGGUCUCUCGGUCAAACUCAAUGACACUCUAGUGAGUGCCGCUAGAGAGUCUUAUGAAGAAAUCUCGAGUUGGCCAACACCUGUUGAACCGGGACUCUGGUUCGGUCAUCGUGAGGCGCACACCAUGGGAGAAGCCGUGAUCAUCGACGAUUUUCAAUUUAUCCCCGCGGAACUGAAUCAUCUGGCCUUUGUGAAUCAAAAAAUAGAUGUUGAACUAUCAAAUCAGGGUCUGAGGCUUUGCAGCUAUGCCACCUGCCUGGAUGCUUCCUCAUGCCAUUCAUUCCGGAGCAAUAACUUCGUCCGAGAAGAAUUUUGUCGUUGCGAGAAUCCGCAUCGUGUGUGCAAGGAAGCCUUGGUUGCAUCCAGAACUCCUAAGGUGUUAAUAGUGCCCAAAGCAUCUCCGACUCCACCAUCGUGGUCGCCGCUCUCUCAAGCUCGAAGCUGGCCAGCCUCCUCUUCGCCACCGCCAAAAACUACAACCACAGUGCAGCCCACAAUCAAACCCAUAAUUAGUGUGUCUGAAACCACUACUGCUGUAAAUCAUUCCCAAACCAAAUAUACGGGCACCGCUAAAUCACGUUCCUUAGCGCCCCAGUCGCCGUUGCAAAGGGACACCGUUUCUUCUAUGCCUUCGUGCAAUCCGCCAUGCCAAAACGGUGGGAAGUGCGUGUUCUCAACAAUUAAUGGUGAUUUUACAUGUGACUGCUCCGAAACGCCCUUUUGGGGAAGUGACUGCUCCCGUGAACAUGUCGGCUGGCUUGCCCAUGAUAGUGGAGUUCCUGACGUCGAUUCAAAGCAGAGAUUGUUUGCAAUUUACAGAACAAUGAAUGGUAGCACUAAACAGCGAUUCAUCUUUCGAACUCAAGCAUCUAAUAAACUGGAUCCCAUCCCGAGAAGACCAACUCGAAGGUCUAUUAGCCAGCCUUCAGCAUCUGGCCGGAUGGCGCUCUUGACGGUCAAAAAUGACACCUUCGCUUUUAGACUAGUCUUGAUAAAUCGCGACCUCUACCUCGUCACUGAAGGCGACACAACUUCUCUAUUCCGGUUGAUUCCAUGUGCUCAGAGCACCAGUCUUAAACUAAAUGAUGGAGCUCUUCACGCUAUUGAAGUGGAACACCAUCAGACCUUCUUGCGGGCAAAAGUGGAUGGAGUUCCUGUUUAUCCAGUCAAAGCGGUGUCACGGUCCUGUGACAAGUGGUUCUUCUUCAGCAUCGUUAAAAGCAUGAACAAUCGCCUCUAUGCGAAAAAGAUGAUAUCAAUGAGCGGAGAAGCCAACCCUUCAUUGGUAAAUGCGUUUCUCGGGUCAUGGUCCGACGGGAAAGAGGAAUUCAAGGGAGCUAUCGGAGGGUGGAUGGUUGAUGACGAGGAGAUGAUUAUGCCUGUCACCGUGGAGCCUAAAGAUACUCCCAACACAGUGUACCACCUGAACAGGCGCUUCGGUCUCUCCAACGGCGACUUCGAUUGGAGAAGACUGAAUUCCCUCAUCCCCGUCACCGUUCUCAUUGAUGGCGUGGUCACGAAGACAUCACCCGGUUUCUCCAAUACGGUGUGGUUUUGGAUCGUUGGAUGCAUCAGUUUGGGUCUGCCUCUGCUCCUUUUCGUCUGUUGGGCCUGUGCUCGUCUCCAUAGCCAAAGGAAAGCCGGUAGGAAAGGAGUCUGGCACCGCAGUUACCCACUCUUCAAGCCUAUGAAGGCAAAGUUGCCGUCACCAGCCAGUCGGAUUUCCUCCAACAGCUCUAUGCACCCGCUGAAGAGCAAGGAUGAAGCCUCAUCCACACUCACCAACGGUAGCUAUGUGUCACCAAAACUACGCAGACUUAAGGCCUACACAGCUCCCUGCAAUGACAGUUCGGCAUUAACAACGGACAGUCUGUGGCGGGCGAGAGUGCUAACUCUUCAGCCUUCAAUGAAACUCGGGAGCAUUGUUAGUUCAAGCUCUCCCACUGCAACAUCGACCACCAGCCUCUGCCCUUUCGACGAGACCGAUGACGUCGAGGAAAUCUUUGUCACACCAAACGGAGAUUCAGUAAUUACUCUGGCCACGAACCACGGCACCUCCAUCAAACAAUGGAACACCUCUGAUGGCAGCUGUCAGAGGGAGAUUUUAUUCAGACCCAAAGGCCAGUCAGAAACUAGAACUUUUGGAAUUAUGUCACUUCAUGAAAAGAUUGGUCUCUUGCUUGCGGACGAAAAAAAUAUUGCCCAUCUGCAUCCACUCAGUGCUGAUUUGCCAUCGGCUACCGUGCAGUUGCCUUCAACUGUAUGGGGCGUUUUUCCUAUUGGUGACCUCGCUCUUUUUGUCACCUCUACGGCUGGUGCCACAAACGACGUCUUUGCAUCACUCCACUUCUGGUCGCCAUCCUCCAAGGCUUUGGUGGUCGAGAGUCAACUGAGAGCCAAGCCCUCAUGGCAAAAGAAAGGCUUCCUCCCACAAGACGCUAAGAGAUUGCAACCCCUUCUAGGUCCCAAUCAGGCAAAUCUUCUACUUCGCUGGCUCUGUCCCAGUUCUGAAGACUAUUCCUUCUCCAUAACAGUAAAUCUCUCCACAGUCUAUGGUGAAUUGAAGUUCAAUAUGGAGCCUCUAGUCUCACUGGAUCCUCAUAUUUCAACGAUACUAGUGAGACAUUCUAUGAAUUUACAUGAAACAACUUUCCUCACAGCAGAAAUCGCCGUUACUGGCGAUUCCCGUGGCACUUUACACAUUUGGGAUGUGCAAACUGGCACAACAUACCGCUCUGUGCAGAGCGAUCCCAUCCCCAUUGAUGGUCCACUUCUCAAGAAUCUGGUGCAUUAUGACUUUUCUCGUCUGAAUGUAUCAGCCAAAGCCGGUCCCAUCACUGCGCUGGCGGCGACCGAACCUCACCCGACCGAGGGUGGCAGCUUCACGUGGUUCUGCUCGGGAGACGACUCGGGGUGCGUGGUUGUGCGCCGAUGCGUGGCCACGACUAGCGGUGCAGCAAGAAACGUUGCUACGAGAAUUCAUGCGAAAUUUCGACCCUAUUCCCAAACUCAUCUAACCUACUCAGCGGAUAGCGUCACUUGCGCUAGUCUCCUCAGUCGCUCUCAAUGGCGGAAAAAAAAGCCGGAGGCUUUUUUGGCCACUGGUGAUCUUUCGGGCUGCAUUCGCGUUUGGCUGUUGCCUCAGUGCACACAACUGGCUCAGCUCUCCGCUUCCUGCGAGUUUGGCCUCCGAGAUCUCGUGCUCACGCAGUCAAGUCCCUCUAUGACCCUGCCUGACCAAUGGUUGCAGGUAGUGGGGCUGGUGCGGCGUGAAAAAUGUGUCAGUUCUAGGUACGAGCAGGGACAUGUCGUCAUAAUUCACUUGAGUGCGAGAGAGGAAAACGGUGUGCCCAACGCCAUGCACAGUCCUCGCAUCAGAAUUGUGUACAAGUCGUAG